GGCAACCAAGAUGGCAGCUCGCUUUGGAAGUCGUGGUUUUCAUAAUAAUAUUACUAAACAUGCGAGGAAACGCAUUCAAAGAACUUUCUGCAGUAAAACUGGAAAUAGUGAGAGUAUAGUCAAUGUACCAUUAUCUCAACCAUUACCUAAUUUCAAUUUACCCAAAUAUUCUCUAGCUGAUAAGCAGACUUAUGAAACGAAUGUUACUGUCUUAGAUAAUGGCUUGACUGUAGCUUCACAAAAUUAUCAUUUUAGUCAGUUUUGUACAGUUGGAGUUGCCAUUGAUUCUGGAUCAAGAUAUGAAGUCUCUUAUCCUAGUGGUGUGACACAUUUUCUUCAAAAGUUAGCGUUUGGUGCUACAACUAAAUAUGAUAGCAGUGAUGCUAUAGCUGAAAAAUUAGACAAACAUGGUGGAAUAUUUGAUUGUAUAAGUACAAAGGAUGUUACAUUUUAUGCUAUAUCAGCUGAAAAACGUGGUUUAUCUGAAGCUGUAGAUAUUUUAGGUGAAACAGUAUUACGACCAAAAAUGACUGAAAAAGAGAUAGAAGAUGUCAGACAGGCUAUAAACUAUGAAACAGAUGAUAUUAACAAUGAUCCUAAUCCUAGUAUAUUAUUAGAUGAAAUGAUCUAUAAGGCAGCAUAUAGAGAUAAUACAUUAGGUCUACCUAAAUACGGUCAAAUAGAAAGCAGUCAUAAGAUAGAUAGAGGUAUAUUAUAUACAUAUUUAAACUCUGUACACCUACCAUUUCGUACUGUGAUAGCUGGUGCUGGUGUAGACCAUUCACAACUAGUAGAAUUAACAAAAAAGUUCAUGAUAGAAGAAAAACAACCCAUUUGGCAAGAGAACUCAGAAUUGAUAGAUAAAAGUAAAAAGUUAGAUGGUUCUAUAUCACAGUACACCGGUGGUAUUGUUAAGCAAGAAAAAGAUUUAUCUAAUGUGAGUUUAUCAUCUAGUGCAAUGCCAGAAUUAGCUCAUGUUGUACUAGGGUUUGAAAGCUGUUCUCAUAAUGAUCCAGAUUACAUAGCAUUUUGUGUUCUAUUUAUGUUAUUGGGUAGAGGUAGUUCCUUCUCAGCAGGAGGUCCUGGUAAAGGCUUGUACACCAGAUUAUAUAGAAAUGUUAUCCAAAGAUAUCCAUGGAUAGAAACAGCUACUGCAGAUUGUAUAGCUUAUAAUGAUAGUGGUUUAUUUUAUAUUCGUGGUAGCUCUCAUCCUACUAUGUUAAAUAAACUAGUAGAUGUUAUUAUAAAAGAAUUAUUAAAUACCACUGGAAAGAUAUAUGAGGAAGAAUUAAAGAGAGCCAAGAGACAACUACAAUCCAUGAUGAUGAUGAAUUUGGAAAGUAGACCUCUUGUAUUUGAAGAUAUAGCACGUCAAGUUUUAGCUAAUGGAUCCCAUAAACCUGCUCAGUUUUAUUAUGAUGCUAUAGAUCAAAUUACAGCAGAAGAUAUUAAUCGUGUAGCUAGUAGAAUGUUACGAUCAAAACCGGCUGUAGCAGCUUAUGGUACAUUAGAUAAACUACCACUAUAUGAUGAUAUAGAAGCCAAGUUAGCUUCAUCGUAUACUAGUAGAUUAAAAUUUUCAUCACCAUUCUCUAGAUUGAAGUUAUAAAUAUUAUUAAAUAUAGCAUAUGUUGUUGUUUUUUUUAACCAAUUGUUACUUACCUGAACCCUAUUGUGAAUUUUGAUAUAGGUAUUAGAAAAAUAUUCAUGUAGAAUACAUCCCUCUGUUUGAUGGACUGUAAAUAUUUAAAAGGUGAAUUGUACUUGGAAAAUACAUGUAAUGAUAGGUCUCAUCAGCCAGAUUGGUCAAAGACUUUCCAGUGCUAUUGAUUGAAUUCGCAAGUCAUGUCUCAUUUGUGAGACAUUUUCCAAGCAAGCCAUGUUUCGAUGUGAAAGUGUCUGGCUAUGAAAAUUUUAUUAGACAACACUUGUAUCGACGAAUAUCACACAUAUAAUUAUCAUCAAUAUUGAUAUACACUCUCCAGUUUUGUACAAGAUUUGAUGCAACAAUGUUUUCAUUUUAAAGCAUAUGGCAUGUUUGUAUGUGUCCAUACUUUAUAUCUACUGAUGGUUGCAAUUUUACUUUUGUUUUUUAAUCAAUCCUUGUCAAAAUGAUUAUGUUGUAAAAAGAUGAACAAUUAAAAUAUCUUAAAACUUGAA
Lottia gigantea (owl limpet) is the source of this 2160-nucleotide messenger RNA. RefSeq lists its product as hypothetical. Gene Ontology annotation, molecular function: metal ion binding. Bases 11 to 1609 code for a protein of 532 amino acids. Gene Ontology annotation, cellular component: mitochondrion. The record is from RefSeq and is a predicted model, not a curated record. NCBI's taxonomy places the organism in Eukaryota, Metazoa, Mollusca, Gastropoda, Lottiidae. The transcript has 12 exons.